AUGGCUGGAGACGAUGACAUGUAUGAAUUUAUGGGUAAGAUAUUUUUUCAGUGCUUUCAAAUCUACCUACGGCCGAUUAGAUCAUGGAUGGAGGAAGGCGAGCUUAGUAGUGGUGACAACGUAUUCUUCGUCUCCGAAGUUAUUGGAAACACAGAUCCAUCUUCAAUUUGGCAGUCUCGCUUUAAGCUACGCAAGACUCAGAGUGGUAUUUUACAUGCUCCGGGUUUUCUUCAAACUGCUGCCGAAAGAAUAUUCAAUACUGGCAAAAGUGUUGUUGUAUUGAAACAAUUGAAUCAAUUCGAAUCAGUACGAUCAAAGAGAAUGAUAGAACCAAAACUCGACUUUGAUUCAGUACGCAAUACCAAGAGAUUCUUCUUGGCACCUUUCUCGGAAUUAUUCGAUGUAGCAUUCGAAAACUGGAUCAAAAGCAAACAUCAUCACACUUCUAACAAGUUACGACAAACCCUAUUCGAUUCUUGUGGUUUACAUAAUGCCCUGGAUGCAUUAGCUUAUGUUUACUUCAUUGCCGAUGGCAUCUCUUCGUCAAGCUUUAUGUCAUCGGUUUUCGAUAAGCUAGACACAUUAGAUGCUUCAUGGAAUGAUCGAUUUCCAUUAACAGAACUCGCACAAAGUACAAUUGGUUCCCAUCCUUCCAUAAUUUCAGAACGACUUCGAUUGCGUAUCCGACCUCUUUCACAAAGGAGUCGAGAUAUCAAUAGAUGCCGAAGAUCAGUUAAGGUCUUGUCCAUAAUCGAACCUAUAUAUCACCUCUCAUGGCCAAUUCAAAUAAUAAUCACUCCACAAACAAUCCCCUCAUAUCAAGGAAUCUUCACCUUCCUCUUCCAAAUUCGUCGUAGUUCUCAUAUUCUCUCCCGAGAACGUCUCAUUUCCGAUCGCCACAAUCUAACCAGCACCACUGAUGAACGUUCUCUAUACUACGCCCUCAGAACUCGUCUACUCUGGUUCUAUUACACUCUAUACUAUUAUCUCACCUCCCUAGUCCUCGAACAACGCUCUCAGAAAAUGCACCAGGAUCUCCAAGAAGUCGAAGACAUCGACGCUAUGAUUCGCGUUCACACAUUAUUCAUUAAACGCAUCACGGAUGAAUGUCUCCUAGGUACUAAACUCGAACUCAUCCACAAAACUAUCAUCAAACUUCUCGACCUAGGUAUCAGAUUAGAAGAUGCCCAAGCGGCAAAUACAGCGAAGAGGAAAGAAGCUUUGGAAAAACAACAGGAAAUUCUAGAUCUUUCCCUAGCAUCUCUAGAUCUGCCUCCUACUCCGCGAACACCGAAAAAUUCAAGGAUGAGCAUGAGUAUGAGUAUGAGUAUGAACAUGAACAUGAACAUGAACAUGAACAAGAAAAUGAGAAUGAGUCUCACAAAACAAAGACACGAGGAUUCAGAAGAUGAAGAUGAAAAUGAAAAUGAAUUAGAAGUAGAUUUGAGUAUUCUAUCACCGGGAAUGGAGGAUCAUCAAAAUCAUCCUCAUAAUGAAGAAUCAUACAUACAGAAAUUAGAGAAUAUGAAAGGAGAAUUCGAUAGAUUAGUUCGAUUCGUAGGGAGUGGAUUGAGGGGCGUAGCGAGAGCGAGUGGAGGGGAGGAGGCGAAGGGGUGGGAUGUGCUUGGGGAGAUGAUCGAGGUGGGGGUUGAUGCUUAG
Molecule: messenger RNA, 1659 nt
Organism: Sclerotinia sclerotiorum 1980 UF-70
Lineage: Eukaryota; Fungi; Ascomycota; Leotiomycetes; Helotiales; Sclerotiniaceae
Exons: 1
Coding region: 1-1659 (552 amino acids)
Biological process (GO): cytoplasmic microtubule organization; meiotic cell cycle; spindle assembly
Cellular component (GO): equatorial microtubule organizing center; spindle pole; gamma-tubulin complex
Molecular function (GO): gamma-tubulin binding; microtubule minus-end binding
Source: RefSeq, a predicted model, not a curated record